GUGCGGGCUCCACCCCCGGCGCCCCGCGGCCCGUUCCGGUCACGUGCCCGCCCCGCCCGCCCCAUGGCCCCGGCGGCGGCCGCGGCCCGACCCCCGUAGCGCCGCUCGCACUCGGAGCAGCUCCCAGCGCAACCCGCACGCUCAUUGUAGCCACAAUGGCAACCUCAUCUGAAGAAGUGUUGCUGAUAGUGAAGAAGGUGCGCCAGAAGAAGCAGGAUGGGGCCCUGUACCUGAUGGCCGAACGCAUUGCCUGGGCACCCGAGGGCAAGGACCGCUUCACCGUCAGCCACAUGUAUGCAGACAUCAAAUGCCAGAAAAUCAGUCCAGAAGGUAAAGCUAAAAUUCAGCUGCAGCUGGUAUUGCAUGCAGGGGACACAACCAACUUCCACUUCUCCAAUGAAAGCACAGCAGUGAAGGAGCGAGAUGCGGUCAAGGAUCUUCUUCAACAGCUCUUGCCCAAGUUCAAAAGGAAAGCUAAUAAAGAACUUGAGGAGAAGAACAGAAUGCUGCAAGAAGAUCCUGUUUUGUUUCAGCUCUAUAAAGACCUUGUUGUGAGCCAAGUAAUCAGUGCUGAAGAAUUCUGGGCCAACCGUUUAAGCCUGAAUGCAGGGGAUAAUUCUGCAGCACCUAAUAAGCAGGACGUGGGCAUCUCUGCAGCAUUCCUGGCUGAUGUACGGCCUCAGACAGAUGGCUGCAACGGGCUGAGGUACAACUUGACUUCAGAUAUUAUUGAAUCCAUAUUUCGGACAUACCCUGCAGUAAAAAUGAAAUAUGCAGAGAAUGUUCCACAUAACAUGACUGAGAGGGAAUUCUGGACACGAUUUUUUCAGUCUCAUUAUUUUCAUCGGGACAGGCUCAAUACAGGCUCAAAAGACCUCUUUGCAGAAUGUGCCAAACUGGAUGAGAAAGGAUUAAAAGCAAUGGUGUCUCAAGGAGUGAAAAACCCUCUGAUAGAUUUAACAGCUUUGGAAGAUAAAACAUUAGAUGAAGGCUAUGGUGUUGCUUCUGUGGCCUCUACAUCAAAUGCCUCAAAGUCUGCUAGAGAAAGCAGCAAUGCUGCCAUCAUAAAACGCUUUAAUCAUCAUAGUGCCAUGGUCCUUGCAGCUGGCCUCAGGAAACAAGAAGCACAAAAUGACCAUUACAGUGAGACCAGCAGUACGGAUGGAAACUCCAGGGAUUCAGAUUUCUUUCAGCCACCACUGAAAAAGGUAAAACUGCAGGAGGCCAUUGAAUACGAAGAUUUAUCAAAGAAUAAUAGCGUUAAAACUAUUGCACUAAACUUAAAGAAGUCUGAUAGGUAUUACCAUGGUCCAACUCCAAUUCAGUCCCAGCAAUAUGCAACUAGUCAGGAUAUAAUUAAUUCAUUUCAGAGUAUUAGACAAGAAAUGGAGGCAUAUGUACCCAAACUAACUCAGGUUCUUUCAAGUGGUGAUGCUGCCAGCACUAUUGCAGUCCUGUCACCUGGAGGAGCACUUAUGCAGGGUGGAACACAGCAAGCCAUAAACCAGAUGGUGCCAAAUGACAUUCAGUCUGAAUUAAAACACUUGUAUGUGGCAGUAGGGGAACUGCUACGACACUUCUGGUCCUGCUUUCCUGUUAACACACCAUUCCUAGAAGAAAAGGUUGUGAAAAUGAGGAGCAACUUGGAAAGAUUUCAGGUUACAAAGCUCUGCCCAUUCCAAGAAAAGAUUCGGAGACAAUAUUUAAGCACAAAUUUGGUAAGUCAUAUAGAAGAGAUGCUGCAGACAGCCUACAAUAAGUUCCACACGUGGCAGUCCCGGCGCAUGCUGAAGAAGACGUGAGGGCACAUCCUGUACAGCUCUGAGAGCAAAGCCUGCAAUAGGGUAGGACUACAGCCUAGGUAUGUGCAGAUCUUAGAGUUGUUGCAGGAAGACCUGCAAGCUGUGGACUUCUGGAAACAAUGCUAACUGAACUUGCACAUUUUUGAAAAAGAACUGAGAUUAAACUUGAAAACUGGGGAGAAAAACAAGGAAGAACCAAAACGGAAGAGCUGAGGCGCAAAUAUAUUUAAAAGACACUGUUUACUGCAGUUACUCAGGAACUGCUUUUGAUUUGCAUAAAAAGCUGCUUUCAGAAAUAAAAAAUUUAAAGAGGGUGUAUUAAUAAAAUUUGUUUUUCUGUCUAAUUUUUUUUUUAAGAAGUGUAUGGCACAGGGUAGAUCUCAAAAGUUUUUCUUCACUGGAUUCUGACAUUUUCUUGAAUUCUGUUUGUACUUCCUGCAACAGUUUAACAACGGUGUUUUAAAACAUAGCUGAGACUGUUUUUGCUUCAAACAUCUGGGAGAGUGUAGCUGUCAGAAGACAAGCUCCUGCCAUAUGUUUCCCCACCAAUUGGAAGCAAGAGACAUUGCACUGAAAGCUGUUCAUCGUCUGGGGUCCCUAAAGGUACACAAGGGCAAGCUUUUGCCUGAAGUCUUCAAUUUUUAUGCAAAAAUUUUUCAGCCAUCAGUUUUGCAUGUUUCCUUUUGAGUGCAAGUGUGUGCUACUGCAAUCUUUUUUUUUAUGGUGGCAUUUGUUCUGAGGAGAGAAUGCAUUUUUAAAAAUGAAGUUAAAUAAAGUUUCUUACAAAAGAA
Messenger RNA from Haemorhous mexicanus (house finch), 2593 nucleotides. RefSeq names its product general transcription factor IIH subunit 1 (gene GTF2H1). Gene Ontology annotation, biological process: transcription by RNA polymerase II; transcription by RNA polymerase I; nucleotide-excision repair. The transcript is spliced from 15 exons. The record is from RefSeq and is a predicted model, not a curated record. NCBI's taxonomy places the organism in Eukaryota, Metazoa, Chordata, Aves, Passeriformes, Fringillidae. Gene Ontology annotation, cellular component: transcription factor TFIIH core complex; transcription factor TFIIH holo complex. The coding region runs from base 156 to 1802 and encodes 548 amino acids.